Molecule: messenger RNA, 943 nt
Organism: Gigantopelta aegis
Lineage: Eukaryota; Metazoa; Mollusca; Gastropoda; Neomphalida; Peltospiridae
Product: UPF0462 protein C4orf33 homolog
Exons: 6
Coding region: 221-892 (223 amino acids)
Source: RefSeq, a predicted model, not a curated record
UGUGCCCCGUCACACCUAGACAAGCACUCUAUCACCGAGUUACAUGCCACCACAAAGUUGGGUUUUUUCUGUUAAUAAAAAUAGAGUAACUUUGCUAUGAAACUAUACAAACCAAGUUACCAGGAAGACGGUUAUCAGUCAGGUGGGAUUUUUCUCACCUACAUUCUAAGAUUGAGGAUUUCACUGGUACCUGGACACUCGAGCAUUUCGGAGGACAUCAAUGACCAGGGUUGAAACAAACAUGGAGGCAUCCUUCCUGGUGUUUGUUCUCGGUAUCAGCAUCUUAUCUGUUCAAAGUGCCUCUAUGUCAUACACCAUAACCACUCUGUGGGACAGUACACCAGUCUCGUCAGCUGAUCAUGUGAAGCUAACAUUCAGCAGUAGUCCAACUGGCCUGCAUAUUUCUGUGGAUGCUCCCUUCUACCACGACCCACCUCCUCCUGGAGGACAGCCGGGCUCUUCCUACAAUCAUCUGUAUAACUUUGAAGUUGUUGAGGCAUUCUUCCUAAAUGAUCAUAACCAGUAUCUUGAAAUUGAAUUAGCACCACAUGGUGAACAUCUUGUUCUCAUGCUUAAUGGAAGAAGACAUGCAAUUAAGAUAGGACUUCCAAUCCAGUUUACUGCACACAGACACAAACACCGAUGGACUGGCACAGCACAUAUUCCAGCAGACCUUUUCCCACCUCAAGUGACGAAAUUUAAUGCUUAUGCAAUUCAUGGCACUUCUUCAGCAAGAACAUAUCUGUCACUGUAUCCAGUUCCAUAUGGGAAGUUCACUAACCCUGAUUUCCAUAAAUUGGAAUAUUUCCAUCACAUAGAUUUCAGCAGGCUGAUUUCGAGUAAUGCAAACAGUGAGCCAUCUGCACUAUGGAAGCCUUACAUUGUUGGUUAAAAUGUCAUUUUAAAACUUUCAUAAUUAAAGAAUAAAAAUUUAAAUUUCUUA